Ailuropoda melanoleuca (giant panda) is the source of this 3417-nucleotide messenger RNA. It is a transcript of the gene INPP5E, whose product is annotated as inositol polyphosphate-5-phosphatase E. Gene Ontology annotation, molecular function: phosphatidylinositol-4,5-bisphosphate 5-phosphatase activity; inositol-polyphosphate 5-phosphatase activity. The transcript is spliced from 11 exons. Gene Ontology annotation, biological process: phosphatidylinositol dephosphorylation. NCBI's taxonomy places the organism in Eukaryota, Metazoa, Chordata, Mammalia, Carnivora, Ursidae. The record is from RefSeq and is a predicted model, not a curated record. Gene Ontology annotation, cellular component: nucleus; Golgi apparatus; axoneme. The coding region runs from base 330 to 2258 and encodes 642 amino acids.
CGGGGACCAAGCCCGGGACGCCCGGGACUCCCGUUGCCGGGGAGCGGCCGCCGGGCCCGCAGGGCCGGGGAGCGGGCGGCGCAGAGAGGUUGCUGUGCGGGACGGCAGGACUUCAGGGUUCCCAGCCAUGCAGCAACGGGCCCUGCCCCUGCCGGCCAGCCCCAGGGCCGAAGGGGAGCCUCUGAGCCUUCUCUCCUCUGUGGCUGCCGGCCGACGUCUGACCCAGCAUCCCUGACCCUGGGCUUCGCUGGCAGCCCCGAGUAGGAGCUGUCUCCUUGGUGGGGGGGGUUGCUGGGCUGCCAGCGCCUGGGAGAGCUGGCCCCCGGACUAUGCCAUCCAAGUUAGCGGGCCUGGGCCAUUCAGAGGCAUCUCCCCCGCAGCCCGGUUUUCAGGUCCAUCCGCAGCCUGGAGACAGAAUGCUCAAGGGACAGCUUCCAAACGCGGGCAAACACCUUCCAGCCCGCCCCAGGUCCCCGCCUGCCAACAAGGCUCAGGGCCCUGAGAAGAGCCCAGCGCUCCCUCUGAAACUUCCAGCCCAAAUCAGCAAUGAGGACCCACAAGCUAAGGCAACACCCUUCACCCCAAAGCCACCCACGAGGCCCCGGCUGGAGCGAGCUCUGUCGCUGGACGAGAAGGCAUGGAGGAGGAGGCGUUUUCGAACCAGCCACGAGGACCUGGCUGCACGCGGUGGGGCCAGCCCCUCCAGGGGCUCCUUGCAGGACGAGGUCCCCAGGACCCCCGCCCACACGGACUCCCCACCCUGCCUGAGCACCUCCUUGCAGGAAAUCCCCACGUCCCGCAGGGCCCAGGGCAGCACGGGAGGGAGCCCCUCCUCGUGGGGUCACUGUAUCUCCGGAAUGCUCAGCACUUCCCUAGACCUCCUGCACCGGGACGGGGCCUCGGCCGGGAGCACCGCCAGACUGCCGGCUGUGGACCAGAAGGUGGCCUCCCAUUCCCUAAGGUCAGCAGACAGGGUGGACCCGGGUCAGGCCGACUGCAAGUCCCGCCUGCAGAGCAGACUGUUCCGGGCCCACAGCAGCCUGGGCCCCGGCCGGCCCCCGAGCCCCCUGGCCUGUGAUGCCAAAUCCUCCUUCAGCCUCCUGGCGCCCAUCCGCGCCAAGGACGUCCGGAGCAGGAGCUACCUGGAGGGGAGUCUCCUGGCGAGUGGGGCCCUGAUGGGGGCGGAGGAGCUGGCCCGGUACUUCCCAGACCGCAACAUGGCCCUCUUCGUGGCCACCUGGAACAUGCAGGGCCAGAAGGAGCUGCCCCCCAACCUGGACGAGCUCCUGCUGCCCGCCGAGGCCGACUAUGCGCAGGACCUGUACGUCGUUGGGGUCCAGGAGGGCUGCUCCGACAGGCGGGAGUGGGAGACGCGACUGCAGGAGACGCUGGGCCCCCACUACGUCACACUGUAUUCCGCGGCCCACGGCGCGCUGUACAUGUCCGUGCUCAUCCGCAGGGACCUCAUCUGGUUCUGCUCGGAGGUGGAGAGCUCCACAGUGACCACACGCAUCGUAUCUCACAUCAAGACCAAGGGGGCCCUGGGCGUCAGCUUCACCUUCUUCGGCACCUCCUUCCUCUUCAUCACGUCCCACUUCACCUCCGGAGACGGGAAGGUGAGCGAGAGGCUGCUGGACUACAGCAGAACCGUCCAGGGCCUGGCCCUGCCCAAGAGCGUGCCCGACACCAGCCCCUACCGCUCUGACGCCGCGGAUGUCACCACGCGGUUCGAUGGGGUGUUCUGGUUUGGAGACUUCAACUUUCGUCUGAACGGCGGGCGCGUGGCCGUGGAGGCCAUCCUGAAGCAGGACCUGGGAGAGAAGGUGUCCGCCCUGCUCCAGCAUGACCAGCUCACCCAGGAGAUGAGGAAAGGGUCCAUCUUCAAGGGUUUCCAGGAGCCGGACAUCCACUUCCUGCCAUCAUACAAGUUCGACAUCGGGAAGGACUCCUACGACACCACCUCCAAGCAGAGGACGCCCUCCUACACGGACCGGGUCAUGUACAGAAGCCGCCACAAAGGCGACAUCUGUCCCGUCAAGUACUCCUCCUGCCCCGGCAUCAGGACGUCUGACCACCGCCCCGUGUACGGCCUGUUCCGGGUGAAAGUGAGGCCAGGGAGAGACAACAUCCCGCUAGCUGCCGGCAAGUUCGACCGAGAACUGUACUUAAUAGGAAUUAAAAGACGCAUUUCCAAAGAAAUUCAGAGACAGCAGGCGCUGAAGAAUCAGCACUUGAGUACUAUUUGUACCGUUUCUUGAGGUCUGCCCGAGGACCUCUGUCACCUACACGGGGGGUUACUUGACCGAAAGCCCCUAAAAAGAAGAGGUUGCUGUGUGGGACUUCUCCCCCUUUUUGGGCUUCCGACAGACCACUGCUCGAGGCUGACAUGCUUUCUUACCAAGAACCCCACGGGGAGGCCAGAAGACCGGCCGGGCGGGGCCGAGGCGCCAGUGCCCCCGCCCAGAACGAAACCAGCCACGCUCCUUCCCAGCACGUCCCGUCAGGCCCCACGCCGCCAUGCCACACGCGUGGUCCCUCGAGGCAGGCAUCUGGGUGGGGCGGGGCCGGAGCGGCCUGCGGGGCACACACUCCCAGGUCCUGUCUGCUCCCCCACAGCCGGUGUCGGCAGCCCUCGCGUUGUGGACCUGCAGCCCCCCAGCAGUCCUCGGGUGCUGUUUCAGGGCCACCCCUUGGUCUUGGGGGGCUGGCCGAGCCCUCUUUUCGUUUUGGUGAUUUCAGACCAUUUGCAUACAUACGUACUGCCAGCCUCAAACAGCAUUCAUGUAAGUAGUGCAUUUCCUGGCCCAAAAAAGCAGGGGAGGCUUAGGGUGUCCCCACCACAUUCCAGAUCUCUUCUUUGAGGGCUGAGCCCGUGAUCACCCAUGAUGGCUCCUGCAGACAGUCUCUGAAUGUGGGAAAAUCAAGGGGCACUCAAUCUAGUCUUUUAAAUUAUUUAUUUUUCCAUAUUUAUAUUUUUAAAUAAAUCCCUAUAUUAAAUCUUAAACUCUUUAUGGCCAAAGACUGAGUCCUAGAAAGAGCUCAUCGGUGCACUCGGCUGUUCUGAUGCUCUCAGAACACAAGGAUGCCCCACUCAGUGGCAGGAAGUCCUGUGUACAGUGUGGCUGCCCUGUGCCGUCUGCUGUGCGUCCGGCUGCCACCCUGACUGUGAGGCUGGCUGGAAAGGGGCUUUGAAGGGAGAAGGGAACACCCCAGACCUGAGUGAACCACGAGGAAACGAAGUCACUUCCAAAGACGAGUGUAUCCACUAUCAGCGCCCACUUCCGUAACACGAAGCUAGGCGCACCUGGCCUCUGACANGGGGGGGGGGGGGGGGGUCUGUCCAUGAGAAGGUCCGGUCAACCCCAUCAGACUUCCAGAAACUUGAUUGUCUGUCCGUAUAAAAUUGUGCUCAAAGAA